This is a messenger RNA of Homarus americanus (American lobster), 3322 nucleotides long. RefSeq lists its product as uncharacterized. NCBI's taxonomy places the organism in Eukaryota, Metazoa, Arthropoda, Malacostraca, Decapoda, Nephropidae. The record is from RefSeq and is a predicted model, not a curated record. Bases 423 to 938 code for a protein of 171 amino acids. The transcript has 5 exons.
CAGAGAGAAACAGUGGGCCCUCUUCCCAUAACAGUGAAGGAGUCGCUGACGCAGGGCUCUCUGAUACCGGAGGACUGUCGGAUAGCGGAGUGCUGGUAACGGAGACCUGUCGGAUACCGGAGGGCUUACUGGUACCGGAGGGCUAUUGGAUACCGGAGAGCUGUCGGGAAUUGGUGAACUGUCAGAUUACGGAGACCUAUCGGAUGGUGCGGGACUGUCGGGCGCACCUCCCAGCCCCAGUAAAAGUGAAUCUCCUAGUACCUCCAAGACCAAGACGGCCUCUACUAAUUCUGUCAGCGACUUAGCGCUCCUACGACUUCGCUAAGGAAGACGAGGAGAAGGAGAGGUUACGAGCCGAGAUAGAGAGGCUGAAGAGGGAGGCAAAUAUCAACAACAACAAAAACAACAAUCAUGGGGGCAGGAUGGAUGAGGACCGCCAGAAGGUGUUGGUAACGUGGGUGGGGAGGACCAUGGGGGUGAAACACGUGAAGAAGGCCUUGAAGGACUUACUCAAGGCCAGCCGGGCCAUAUUACCUUCAGGUGGCGUCCUCCACUCCAUCUGUGAGAACUACGACACCUACCAGAAAGGAGGACUGUACCCGGUGUUACAUAUGAGUGAAGACAGCGGUACCAUCAACAAGUUCCUCAACAACCAUUCCUACCUCGAGCCAGACGCCCUCGGCCCUGAAAACAUGGUCGGUAUGUUCGAGGAGGUGGCGUGUAUAAGGCCUCCAGUACAAGGCGCUGCCACCACUGAUUCCAUAGUGGUCGCUUCUGCUUUCAAGAGCAUCGAGUCAACCCCUAACGCCAAGCUUAUAAAGGAAUGGAAGAUACCCAUGCACCACCCCAGAAACGAGUCCAUGAUCAGAGACAUCAUGCAGAAGUUCCGAGUCGAGCGUUGGUCAGGCUACAACACCAUCUACCGUAGGCUCCCGUGAGUCUCCUCCCUGCCGGCUCCCUCAACCACAUCCACCACGAGAUGGUCCACACCGCAUCACGAGUUCUCUAAACCAAUUCUAAAGGAGUUCUACCGAAACAUGACAGCUUCAGGAUGUCUGUAAGCUCCAGCUACUUCAAAUUGCCCCAAGCGUUCAAGUGUGACUGUAAACUCCAGCUAGAUUCAUUACAUAUCAUUAUUAAUUAUCUUUGUCAUGUGAACGAAAUGAUCGACGCUACCAACAGCUUCAUGGGACUACUGUAAACUACAUCUAAACUUUAUACUGUGUCUUAACUCACGUCCGCUGCUCUUAUGCCGCUGCCAAAGGAUCACUUAACCUCACGGAGCGUCUCUACAACUCUUCAGGUCAGUUUCCACCCUCAGCCACAGUCAACAGCUCGCUGGCUCCACCUCCCGUCUGAACACUUCACUGGUGAUAUCCUCCAUCUACAGAGUUAUGUUGUUGGUACAUGAUGACUCUGUGAAGUGUUCAGUACCUACUGGUGGUAUCCUGAUGUGAUGUUAUACCUCCAGAUUUGUUUAAACGUGUGAUAUUUUCCUUGUGUUUACAUGUAGAGAAUAUACUCACAGUUUUUAUACUUUGUUUAAUACUUUAUACACACACACUUUGGAUAAAUUAAUGCGUUGUCUACUCUCGUGUGUCUGUCAACAUUGGUUAUUUAUAUACACUCCACCAAGCACCACGCACAAAUAAUGUAGGAAUUCUGGUAAAAAACACGCAAUUUCCUGUAUAAAAUGGCUUAAUGCCCAUAUUCUAUUCAGUGAGAAAAUAUUACAUGUAAAAGAGUGUAAAAACGACUGAAACACCGACUUGUGAUGACGUAGAUAAUGAAACUACAUAUUUACUUACGCCUGUCGCCCAUCGUGUGGUCGAGAGCUACAAACCCAAAGGAACUUCUACAAUCAUAGUGCAAUAUUUUUUUUGUGUGUAGUUGGAGACUCAAAAGAUAAAAAAAAAAAAAAAACUAAGACAAUACUUUAACUGGCAUCUAUUUUAAGUGAUAAACAAUUGAAAAGAAAAAAAUCAUUUACUGGACCCAUAUAGUCGCGUUCGAGUGUGAUGGAACUGUAAGAUAUAUAAUAAUUAGGACAAUCAUAAAGGCGUCAGCAGGCAUCUUUACUACACGGUGAGUUGCCAGAUAUUAUAUGAACUAUUGAUAUGAAUAAUGUUUUAACGUGUUUUAUAAUAUAUUCAGAUAAAUUAACUGACAGGAAUUUCUUGUAUCAUUCACCAAGUGUUUAAUUUCUAGUCAAAACAUUAUAGUUAAUACCAUAAAAAUAUUGUCUUUGUAAUCUUAAUAUUGUUGUUGCUUGUUUUUGUUUUGUUGUACUAUUUCAGUAUUUACAGUUUUCAAAUGAAACACCAAAAAACAUUAUUGUAAACUAAAUGGGAUAAUCCCUCUGUUUAUUUUUACUGUAUGUGAGUGAAGUUAGUUUUUAAAGCUGUCUGAUAAUUUUAAAAUUGUUUGAUAAUUUUAGAACUGUUUGACUGAGGUUUACUGUACGUCUGGGAUAUGUUGUUGUCAGGUCACACCACACGAGUAUUACAACAUAUUCUCGGAAGUUUACACCCUCAGUAUAUAAAGUAAACUCCAUUUCUACAUUUUCAGAGAUGUUUAAGAAGUUCCACACUUUUUUAGGAUCUUCAACAAUUUAUACUUUUUUCGUAUUUAUUACAAUUACUCUUCCAAAAUAAUACGCAGGAAUUUUUAUAAAGAAAUCCGAUUUGUAAUUAUUUAUGUGUCAAGAAAUUUAGGAAUUUUAAUUGUUAUUAGGGAGAUAUUGUGCAGCUUGACUCUUAGUUUAAAAUACAGAGGAAAAACUACAGUAUCACACAAUAACACUUUAGCUGCUGACAACACAGGUGGUCGACGAUCACGUGAUCUAGUGUUUACAAAACAUCCACAGAUUGACCCCGUUAUAUUGGCACCUCCUACAUUCACGGUCAGAAAGAUGAUCAUCACAACAUAACGCCUCGUUGAACUAUUGACCUUGACCAUCACCUCUUGACCUGUUAUCGCUAAAAUGAUAUCAAAUCAACAUUCACUACCACUCUACCUGUCAGCUCUCACUUAAACUAAUUCGUGUUAUGUUAUAUUUCGUCCAAGUUUCAAAUUCCUUGACAUUGAAACUUGAUUAACUUUAUUUGUUUUCUCUACAAAUAAAAUUUUGUCUAAAUUAGUGCACUCAUUCUAGUGUCCGUGGUGUUGGCCUCUGAUAUUUUAUUUCUCCUAAACCGUUUCAUCUCGUUCUCGGUAAUCGUCUGGACUACCUGCCAAGUUUCACAAGCGUAUGUCGGACUGAAGCAAGACUAACAGGGUACCGUAGCUGCCCAAGAUAUUGAACAUUAUGAUAAAUAUAGAU